ACGUCUGAGUGUUUGCAGCAGUGGCGCAAACAAGCCUGCUUUACGGCAGCUGAGAGGUCGUUCGUGAACUGUGGGCCUGAAGAAGGUUAAAGUGACUCUGAAGCGAACGUUCCAGGAAUCAUGCCGUUCGUUGACCUCCAGUCAAGGCUGGGUAUUAAUCUGGACCAGUGGCUCUUGGCUCAGAGCGGGGAACAGCCACAGAAGAGGGUCGCUCGCUGCCAUGCCUUUGAGAAGGAGUGGAUAGAGUGUGCCCACGGCAUCGGACAGACCCGGGCCAAAAAAGAAUGCAAACUAGAGCUGGAUGACUUCUACGAGUGCAUGCACCGCCGAAAGACUCAACAGCGCUUAUAUGAGGUGCGUAAGCAGAAGGAGAAGAUGAUUAAAGAGGGAACUUAUACCCCCCCUGCACACCACGCAGGCAACGAGGAGGCCCGGCCCUGAAUCCAGCAACCCCCGUACCAUCACUCUCAACACAGUCAAACUGUUGUACAGUUGAUUUCUCACAUAUGUAUUAUAAUAUUACUGCUGUAUCAACAUUGUUUAAUGUUCGAAAAAUAAAUAUAAUGAUUCUGUGUAAUUGU
Messenger RNA from Carassius auratus (goldfish), 581 nucleotides. RefSeq names its product NADH dehydrogenase [ubiquinone] iron-sulfur protein 5-like. NCBI's taxonomy places the organism in Eukaryota, Metazoa, Chordata, Actinopteri, Cypriniformes, Cyprinidae. Gene Ontology annotation, cellular component: respiratory chain complex I. The transcript is spliced from 3 exons. Bases 121 to 441 code for a protein of 106 amino acids. The record is from RefSeq and is a predicted model, not a curated record. Gene Ontology annotation, biological process: mitochondrial respiratory chain complex I assembly.